GAGUGCUUUGCGGCUGUCAUGGCUUCCCCCAGGCAGCGCGGCGUUGCGCUCUUUCGUACUGCAUUAGGGUUUUGGCAGCUGGGCCUUGUCGCCACGAGGGAACGAGCGACGCAGUUUCCGUCACUCUUGGGCUGUCAGCGGAGGUGCGUGUCCUGUGUCGCGGGCACUGCUUUCUCUGGUCCCCUCCUGGCCUCGGCUUCUAGGUGUUGUGGCCAGAACUCCGCACUGGACCGCUUGCUCGGAAUCUCUCAGCCUGACAGUUCGUUGACACCUCGCGUCCCCGCCGUGUCCAUUCACAGAGAUGAACAGGAUCUUCUCUUGGUCCAUCGUCCCGACAUGCCUGAGAACUCCCGAGUCCUACGAGUGGUCCUCCUGGGUGCCCCGAAUGCAGGGAAGUCAACACUCUCUAACCAGCUGCUGGGCCGAAAAGUGUUUCCUGUCUCCAAGAAGGUGCACACCACUCGCUGCCAAGCUCUGGGGGUCAUCACGGAAAAAGAUGCCCAGGUGAUUCUACUUGACACACCUGGCCUGAUCAGCCCUGUUAAACAGAAAAGGCACCACCUGGAGCUCUCUUUGUUGGAAGAUCCGUGGAAGAGCAUGGAAUCUGCUGAUUUGGUUGUGGUACUUGUGGAUGUCUCUGACAAGUGGACUCGGAACCAGCUCAGCCCCCAAGUGCUCCAGUGCUUGACCCAGUAUUCCCAAGUUCCCAGCGUCCUUGUCCUGAACAAGGUAGAUUGCCUAAAGCAGAAGUCAGUUCUCCUGGAGCUCACAACAGCCCUCACUGAAGGUACGGUCAAUGGCAAGAAGCUCAAGAUAAAGCCAGCCUUCCGCUCAGGGUCAGGCAUCCAUUGCCCCAGCCCAGAAGCUAAGGGCCCGGACACACAGUCUGUUGGAGGCCCUAAGAGGAUCGGCUGGCCCCACUUCCAGGAGAUCUUCAUGUUGUCAGCCCUAAGCCAGGAGGAUGUGAAAACACUAAAGCAAUACCUCCUGGCACAGGCCCGGCCAGGGCCCUGGGAGUUCCAUAGUGAAGUCCUCACUAGCCAGACACCUGAGGAGAUCUGCACCAACGUCAUCCGAGAGAAACUCCUCGAGUACCUGCCCCAGGAGGUGCCGUACCAUGUGCAGCAGAAAACAGUUGUGUGGGAGGAAGGGCCAAGUGGGGAGCUAGUGAUUGUACAGAAGCUUCUGGUGCCCAAAGAAUCUCAUGUGAGGAUCCUGAUUGGUCCGAAGGGGCACCUGAUCUCCCAGAUAGCCGAGGAGGUAGGCCGAGACCUCAUGAACAUCUUUCUCUGUGAGGUUCGGCUCUCCCUCUCUGUGAAGCUCCUCAGUUGACCACCCACUGCUGUGCCUCCUAAGACAUCCCAGUCCAAGCUUUAACAGAAGCCACUGACCAGAACUGCCCCUGCCUGAGGCCUGCAGAGACUGGUGAGGGGCAUGGGUACUGACAGACUGACUCUGGCUGGCCUCGCUUGCCUAGGCCCCUGCCUAGACAUGUCUUGUGUUGGAGGAAGGAACCUACCGUAGCUCAUUCCCCAGGUAAUUCCUCCCACUGGGGCCACAGCUACGUAGGUCUAGAAGUUGGCCCUUUGGUGGGAGCAGUGCCACCCUACUUCCUUCUGGCAUUGGGAGCAGAGUUUCUCCCUGAGUUGCCAGUUGUUAGCAGAGAGAAGUUAGUCCUUUCUCCCCUCUCCGAUCCUCUGCCUUGAAGCCAUGUAAGGACCUGCGUGUACUGAGUGAGAUGGUGCCUCCCAGCUCCUACCCAAGUCUUUGAUCCCUCCCAGCCCAUCAUUCUCAUUAUUGGAUGCUAAUAAAGUUAAAAGACAAGCA
This is a messenger RNA of Artibeus jamaicensis (Jamaican fruit-eating bat), 1827 nucleotides long. It is a transcript of the gene ERAL1, whose product is annotated as Era like 12S mitochondrial rRNA chaperone 1. Gene Ontology annotation, biological process: ribosomal small subunit assembly. Bases 19 to 1332 code for a protein of 437 amino acids. Gene Ontology annotation, cellular component: mitochondrial matrix. The transcript has 10 exons. NCBI's taxonomy places the organism in Eukaryota, Metazoa, Chordata, Mammalia, Chiroptera, Phyllostomidae. Gene Ontology annotation, molecular function: rRNA binding; GTP binding; ribosomal small subunit binding. The record is from RefSeq and is a predicted model, not a curated record.